Messenger RNA from Rubroshorea leprosula, 575 nucleotides. NCBI's taxonomy places the organism in Eukaryota, Viridiplantae, Streptophyta, Magnoliopsida, Malvales, Dipterocarpaceae. The record is from the annotation of a GenBank genome assembly.
AUUUUUUAGGACAAGUUGUUGGAACAUUAUUGAUACAUAGCAACAUUAUAACUUACAAUUCUACCAAAAAAAAAACAAAAACAUUGUAACUUACAAAGCCAGUCCUUUGUCAAUGGCUAACAAAAUAUAGGCGCUAUGGUAUGAAAUUGAAAUCUCUCCUCGAUCGGUCCUUUACCAUCAUGCAAACUAAGGUGAACAUAUUCAGCGAUCCUUUCCUUCUGCGCUAUAGUAUGAAAUCAAGCUUACACAAUCAAAUCAUUAACGAUACAUCCUUUGUCAGGCAUCAGCAUAAGAUUGACCGAUUCUAACUGAUUGCAAGUUUUAAGCACCGUUGCCACUAUAAAAGCCCUGUGUAGCUGCUGACAUGACAGGGAUCAAAUACUAACUUUUCAUGGUUACACAAAUAUCAUAACAAUAUACAAUGUAUAUGACCAGUAAUGUUGCAUAGAAAACAAUUUCAGUGGGGUUACACUCCAUUAGAUUGCAUUUCUGAAGGAUCUAUCAGACCUUCUAACACGACAAGCCGGUCCAAAAGGGCAAGCUUCUCAUUCUUAAGAUUCUUAACAUCAUCUUCA